AUGGCGGAGAAGAGCACACCUCGUCUGUAAAGGUGAAAAUAUUACCCAGAAAAAUCAUCCGAAAAGAAGUAUCAUCCAAAACUUCUCAGGUAAAAAUUUAAAUCGAUAGUUAUUAAAUUUGCGUUUGUGUUAUAUAUUUAAUAUAAUAUAAGAUAAUAAUAUAAGAUAAAAUUUGUACUUUUGGCUACACACACACUUCUAUUGUAACAUUUUCUACUCAUUUAUUGAUCCUUUAAUUUAAUACUGUGCAAUUCUUAACAAUUUAUUUAUAAAUAUUAAAUUCAAUAAUUAUUAAAAAUGUACGUAUUUAAUAGUUAAAAUAACAAUUUUACUGCGUAAUAUAAUAAAAUUUUUCAUUUCUCAAAUAAAAUAAGGAAUAGAAGGUCUUAAUAUAUAUAAUAAGGAAUUAUAUAAAAUAAGGAAUAGAAGUACGAAAUUCGAAACAACACAUGGACUUUUAAGUAUAAAUUCUAAUGUUUAAUGUUUUGUUAUAGAUCUUCUGCAGUCUCUAAUCUUCCCCUAAUUUGCCAAAAAUCUUAUGAUGCUUCAAAAGCUAAGAAUGUAAGUACUUUAAUAUAUUGUAUUUGAAUUAAUUCUAUUCUCUAUAAUUCUUUUUCUAUUUAAUCGAAUGUAAAAUUAUAACUAUAAAAUAAAAAUAGUUCAAGUUAUCAGUCCCAAUUUUUAUCAUUAUUAAAAUUUAAAUUUUCACAAAUAACACUUUAUCUCUAGGAACAAAAUGUUUUAUAUUUUUUCAGCAAUUUUUCACGCGUCACUUCCACCAUGAGAUUCUCAGUGGUAUCUACUCGAUAAGAGUCUUCACUUUCCCUGCUCCAGUGCAGCAUGAUGACGUUCUUCACAUCUAUCCGGUGAGUCGCAUGCAUUAUGUUCCUCCGGUCACUCAAUCAUGUCGUAGGACAAAAGGUCCGAAUUGGCACGGAUGA
Messenger RNA from Heterotrigona itama, 941 nucleotides. The record is from the annotation of a GenBank genome assembly. Lineage: Eukaryota; Metazoa; Arthropoda; Insecta; Hymenoptera; Apidae.